Messenger RNA from Engraulis encrasicolus (European anchovy), 2409 nucleotides. RefSeq names its product NACHT, LRR and PYD domains-containing protein 1 homolog. Lineage: Eukaryota; Metazoa; Chordata; Actinopteri; Clupeiformes; Engraulidae. Bases 1 to 2301 code for a protein of 766 amino acids. The transcript has 7 exons. Gene Ontology annotation, cellular component: cytoplasm. The record is from RefSeq and is a predicted model, not a curated record.
AUGACAGCCCCCAAUGGUGCCAAAAAGGGAGCAGUGCGGAGGGUUGGUACCUUGCACAAGUACAAGACAGUGCAAGAAUAUGAUCACCUACCAGGACAGAAUGUCUUGCUGACUGAGCGCUACACUCAGCUGUUGAUCAUUGAGAAACACAGACAGAAAGAAGAGAGAGAGAAGGAGAUGCGCAUUAGUGGAGCAGGGUUCUUUGGUGACAGACAGAAGGAAUAUAAAAGUAUUACUGUGGACCAGCUCUUUAAACCCAAUGACCAUGGGGAUGUUCCCAAAACAGUCAUUCUCCAGGGCAACUCUGGACAUGGCAAAUCCUUUACCGCUCAGAAAAUCAUGUUGGACUGGGCUUCAGGAAGCCUCUACCAGGAUCACUUUGAGCUCGUUUUACACCUCAGCAGCAAGGAACUCAACCAUUUAUACAAAGACAGACAACAGAGUAGUGUUUUAGAUCUUGUUAAGGUUGAGGAGGAAUUUAUCCCACUGGUUCAGAAGAAAUUGAAGGAAUCACCACAGAAGGUACUUCUACUUAUUGAUGGAUUUGAUGAACUUCAGUUCACAGUAAGUGAACUCCGAAAGUCUCCUGUGAAAGAACUUUCCACACCAGCUCCUGUUGAUGCCAUUGUGGGCGCUCUGCUGAAGGGGAACAUCCUAUCUGCGUGCCACCGGCUGGUCACCACCAGGCCCACAGCUUCAGACGAACUGAACAAGCUCCUCAAACGUCCUGUGCGCUGCACUGAGAUUCUGGGCUUCUCUGAGGAGGGCGUACAUGACUACUUCAAGAUGUUCUGCAAAGAUGAGAAGUUCAAGGAGGAGGCACUAGGCAGAGUGAAGGAAGAUGAAACUCUCUACACCUCCUGCUUCAUUCCUGUCAUCUGCUGGAUUGUCUGCACUGUAUUUAGGGAGCACAUGGAAAAGCACAUAGAAGUAAGUCAUGCUUUGGAAACAACCACCUCCAUAUUUGUCCACUUUGUGAAAAAUCAGCUUGAGCACCACUGCCAGGGUUUGAAUCAUCCCGUGCCAGAUCUACUGAGGAGCCUCGGCCAGCUGGCAGAGAGUGGCUUACAGAAGCAGCAGGUUCUGUUCGACAAGGGAAGUGUGGAAGGCACAGUCUCAGAUCUCACUAGUGUUCCCUUCUUGUGUAAAUUCCUGCUGAAGGAGACCGUGGAAAAGAAGGAAAUGUUCAGUUUCAUGCAUCUGAGCUUUCAGGAGUUCUUCGCUGCACUCCACUACACAUCAGACGAGGAUCAAGAGAAUGUCAAAGAGAUGCUUGAAUUAGUUGAGCCACAGGAAGACAAAACCCAUCUCCUACCUGUCAUUCAGUUCCUCUUUGGUCUUUCAAAAGUGAAGGUGAUGCAAGAUCUGAAGAGCCUUGGAUUGACCGCCAAUCUCUCUUUGGAAGUACGUCUGAAAGAGUGGGUGGUUAACCUAAUUGGAAAUAAAGAUUCUAAGAAAGAUGCGAUGAUGCUCUUCACUCUCCACUGUCUGUAUGAGCUCCAUGAUGAGGAGUUUGUGAGGGCAGCCAUGGCAGUGUGGGAUAAGGUGAAGUUUGACUCCAUCCCUUUGACAAGAGCAGACUGCUGGGUGCUGCUGUACUGCCUGCAGUGCUGCUCCACCAUCCCAAGCCUGACACUCUCAGAGUGCAAUAUCACAGCAGAUAAAUUGAGAAUGCUGCAGCCUGCAUUGAGCAAAUGUCAGGAGCUGGGUGUGUUGAACAGCAACCUGACAGACGUGCAUGUCGUGUUGAACAGCAGCCUGUCAGAUGAGAGUGUGCAGCAGAUCCUCACUGCUGUCUCCAAGCAGAAGAGUGUGGGUAGAGUUGGCCUCACUGUGAAGACCAUCUCCCUCAUCACCGCAGAAUGCCUUCUCAACUUCAUGAAGAGCACACCUACUGCUAAGUUAGUGUGUGUGUUCUUACCUAAGGGUUCUAAUGGAGAUGGCAGUUUGUGUUCUUCUCUCAUGGUGUUCCGAAAGGAGGAAGAUCUCAUACUGGCCAUUGGUAACUAUGGAGAUACUACAUCCCCAGAGUCAGAACCCUCAGGGUUGAUACUAGCUGUCAAUCUCCCAGAGACCUCAGACACCCUGCUGCUGAAGGAACUCACCUGCAGGUUUCAACAGCUGAGACAUCUGGCCGAAAACAGUCCAGAGUAUGAUGAGCAUGUGGAUGGCCUGAUGGAGUACCUGUCCUCUGUGCCUGAUCUGAAGAGGGUGGAUCUGAGGGCAGGCUGCCUGACUGUAGUCUGGACCAUUAGAAUCCUGUCUCUCAUUCACAGCCCUCAUUUAGAGAGAGUAGGGUAAGUACCACAAUCUCAUGACAAGUAAAUGUGUUAUACAGUAGCUAAUAAAUAUAUACUACAGUAUACUAUACAGUCCCAUAAUACAGCAAAGUAUUGGGUGCCAUCACCA